AUACUGAUGGUUUCUCUCUUAAUUUCUCCGUUCACUUCCUAUCUCUCUAUCUUCAAUCACCAUGGCAUUGGCCGUGGACCGUCAUGAACAGAUUCAUCGAUAUCCCUGGUAUUGGGAUGACCACACCGACUAUGGCCGCAACGAGGCCUCCUUCCAUUCAUACCAUCAAAAUCAGGUUUGGAACGAGAAGCACAUUUCAUUACACCACCACCAGAAUCAAAUUUUACAAGGAACGAAGAGGCCUCAUAGUGAGCAUGAUGAAAACGCCCUUGUCAUUGUCCAGGGCGACCUGCGUGAAGGCGAACAAGGAAGGAGCGAGCUACGACGGAGCCCUCUCGUGCCCCUUUUGGUUGGCAGUAACUUAAACCUUAGCAGUAAUUUCGGUACUACGACCCAGGCGUUUUCUAAUACGUCAAUUAACGUUCGGCGACCUCUGUUCAGAUCUGGAUGUCAUGGUUCCGGGGAUGGUGACUCCAUCCAACAACCGCUUCUGGAGACGCGUUUAACACUGGAUUCAUCAUGUUUUGACUCCCUACCUUUGCGAUGCUCAACUCAGACACCUGGCUCAUCUACGCUAAUCGCGCCAUCAUCAUUCUCAUCGCCAAGCUUAUCUAUUACGGCGUUUGAUGACUCUCGAACUACGUCCACCGGACGUGAAGUCAGAGCUUCCUAUCCUUUACCACAACACUUACAUAUACCCACGUGCACAGGUAGUGUGGAAAUGGUAAUCGACAAACGGAAAAGACGAUGGGAAGGACGGGAGAAAAAAGUAGAGCGUCAAGAGGUCGACGGAACCGCCACCUCAACUCGCUUCCCUCAAUCUCACCCCCAUUUCAUCCCUCUCGACACGACGACUCUCAAUGAUAUGGAGUGUAUCCGGGAAGACGACGAAAAGCAUACGGAAGGCGUUUUUUGUCUUGGGACAACUGGGACAACAUCAAGGACGGAGGAGGCCGUUGAUGGGGAAGAAAGAGGCAGGAAUGGUUACUCACAGUCGCGUUCUGGUUAUACCAACGGAGGAAGGUCUUCAAACGAGUACGGUUACUCGAAUGGCAAUUCAAAUCAUCGAUAUUCCGGAGGUCGAGGCAGGACCAACCUUAACGGACAUGGAGGUGAUGAUGGUGAUGAUGACGACGAGCGUGGUAGUAACGGAGGAGGCCCACUGGAUUACUAUCUCUCUCAGCAAUUUUCCACCUCUGAAGAAGAUGAGUCAGAGGAUGAAGAGUCUGAUGAAGGAAGCUCGUCUGGGUACUACGCGAAGCAUUCGAUGGAUCGUGAGCAAGGCACCAGCAGCCAUCAUUAUCAUCCGAGCUCGACCCGUCACCCACAAGGCGGACGUGCGUCUCAGCAAAAGCCAUCGUUUUCCCCUGACACUGCCUCGGACGAAGACGAUGUUCCUCUUGCGCAGUCUCAUCCCACGGCUCUGAGAGCACAGCAAAGCAUUCGGAUAAAAGAUCGACAGAGGAGGAAGGAUAGGAAGAUAGAGAAGGCACGGGGAGAGAAGCGAACCCCAAUCUCUCACAGAGACCUAGGAGGGAUAACAAGUACGCAAGAAGCAAUGCUGCAUGCAUCGAUACCUUCGUCGUCCCUUGAGCCACCGGUUGCGUUACUUUCGAAGACGAAGAUGACAUCUUCUCCCGCUUCCUCUCCUCUGCACAAUACGACCGCUUUCCCCACUUCAUGCAGCCCCCCUCAGACUGCAACGUCACCGAAGAUAGGUGACUGCACGACACUGCCGUCAUCGGUACCGGUGGGAAUGGUGCGCUUGAGAACACAGAGAGGAAGGACCAGGACUGCAAUUAGUGCUGGCAAUGGAUCGAACACACCUAAUGGACAACGACCAGGUGGAUCCGUCCCUCCGACUCCGACUUUCAAUCAAACUUUUACUGCCCAAGCACCCAAUCCCGUGGGAACCCGAAUGAUAGAAUCUCAAACCCCUUCAAGGACUCUCAAACAAAUGAGGUCAUUUCAUGUUCAGAGAGUCAACAACUCGCCUCAACAGACAGCUCAAGAAUGGCAUGCAAAUUCUCCUCCUGUUCCUGUCCCCACUCCAGGAACUCCCAUUACUGGUUUGAACCGGUCACAUACGAGAGGGCGGUCUCAACACAAUGGACAUGCAAUACCGUUAGCGGUGUCUGCGUCUGCUCCACCUUUACCUUACCAUCCUCCGGUACCUUCCGUCGUACCUAUGACCACUUCGAGAGCUCGGUCAAGGUCACGACCACCGCCAACUCGUAACCCUUACGCAGCGGAUGAAUUUGGUCAGAUGUCUCACAGCGGCAAUGCUGUAGAAUCUCUGGGAAGAAUAAGUGCAGAAUCGCGGCGAGGUGCUGGUGGUAGUCAUAAGCGCUCCAACUCUGAACACAUACACGAAAGAGUCGAAGUGCCACCCGUUGAAACGAUGCCUCCGUUACCACCAUCCUUGGGUUCUUCUCCCAAUCCCAAUGCAAUAGCUGCUAUACCUCUCGAAGCACAACAACUUCGUGUCUACAUCUCGACAAGACAAAGGUUUGUUAUGGUUGAAAUCAUGUCUGUUACGAAUGCGGGUAAUGUGGUUGGGAUGGUCAGGGCUAAGGGCGGAUUACCCGAUGUGCAGUCCGGGUUGGAUAUAUCGUCAGAAGUUAGAGUUGGGGGAGGAUGGAUGGUUUGGGAGAUCAAUGCUGAUCUGGGAAUGGAGCGGCCGAUACGGCCGUUUGAGCAACUUGUGGAGGUUCGGGGAUCAUGGAACAAGGAAAAGACGGAGAAUAUAUUCAUGUUGAAAUGGACACCGGGGUGGGAGAAGAUAUUGAGGCGGGAGGAAAUACCGCCGUCGGCCCCUACGUAUUCCGGAUACCUCGAGUAUGAAGUUCGGAGAGGAAAGUGGAACAAGCGGUGGUUGGUGCUGAGAGAUCACUGCUUGUUCAUCAGUAAGAGGGAUAAUUGCAAAGACCAGGUCCUGCUUUGCAGUCUCUCGAACUUUGAUGUCUAUCACUUUACCAAUCCGCCGUCCAAGAUCCCUAAGGAGUACGCUUUUGGGCUCAAGAGCACGGAUAAAAUGAGUCUAUUCGAGGAUACAAAUGACUACAUGCAUCUGUUUUGUUGUAGAGAGGGCGAAGGAGAGAAGUGGGUACAAAGGAUAAGGAUCGCUAGGUCGUACGUUCUGUACCAGGAGCGAAACGUCCUUUUCGCCUCUCCGCCCUUACAAGCUACCCCGAUGUCUGCUUCUCAAAACGGUGGAGGACUAGGUAGGGCACUUACGACAAAGAGAAGGGCGCCAAUCCAACCACUCGUGCAAGUUGCAGACGGUGACAUAUUUGCGAAAGGUUCGCUAUUACGGAGUCAAGUAUGAGAAGCCCUCCGACAAAAGUCAACCCUUCGUUCAAACCCAUUUUUUUACGCGACUGUGAAAUGAUUUGUUCCAAUCUAUAUUACCACUACAAUACUCAUCUACUCAUCUUCUUUAUCGUCACAUGUACCGCCUCCUUUGUUAUUUGUAGACAUACCUUCUUACUUAUCUUCAACGGAUGCCCCGCCGCCACUAGGAGUUCACCGCAUCUACGUUAUGCCCAACACAGUACAAAUGGAUGGAGAGUGAAACGCCGGCUC
Molecule: messenger RNA, 3585 nt
Organism: Marasmius oreades (fairy-ring Marasmius)
Lineage: Eukaryota; Fungi; Basidiomycota; Agaricomycetes; Agaricales; Marasmiaceae
Exons: 5
Coding region: 62-3328 (1088 amino acids)
Source: RefSeq, a predicted model, not a curated record